AUGAUUUUACGAUUGAUAUUUAUGAUGACGGUGGCCUCUGCGGCGGAGUAUGUGAAAGACACUUCGUGUAAAGCUUUUUCGAGUGUUGAGAGCUUUACGUAAGUAUUUUUUUCUUCAAAUCUUGUGAAAUUUAUGAGUUUUUUUGAUACAGGAUCGAAAAAGAUUGAAAAUUUCUGAGUUUUUAAGAAAUAUUUCUCAUAUUUGAAACAGGGAAUUCUUUAUUUUUUUCCAAAGCGACUAGAAAAAUAUGAGGAUUUUAUGAUUAUUAUUGGAACACUUGAUGAAAGGCUAGAAAUAUAGAAAAAAAUUGAUUCUCAUUAAUUUUUUUCUUUUUUUCGUUAAAAGAUUUGUUUUUUUCAAUUGGCUACAUUUUUUUCGGUAUUUUUUUAGUAGAAAAGUGAGGUUUCUACUUUUUUUCUAAUGGAUAAAAUGAGUGAAGAAAAAAAAGAAAUAGGGUAUUUUUUUCAAUCGGCUUUGCUGGAACGCUUUUCAUUAUAUUUUUUUGAAGGAAAGUACGAUUUUUUUGACUUUUUAAACAGCUAGAAACCACUGAAAAGUAGAGAAAAGCUGCAUUUUUUUGACCGGCCCAGUAAGAACAUUUUUUUAAAUGGUUUUUAAGAAGAAAUUUCGACUUUGGGAGAAAAAAAAAUAAAACGAUUUAAAAAAAGAAAAAGGCGUAUUUUUCAAUCGGCUCAGCUAGAACGCUUUCUAUUGUGUUUUUAAAGAAAGUACGGCUUUUGCGUUUUCAAAAAACUUAAAAAGACUAAUAAGCAGAAAAAUUGAACCUUCGGUCAUGUUUCAACAAUUUUAGACAUCGGAUAUUGUCGACAUGCCCGGUGACGUAUCAAAGCGGCAGUAACGAUCCGCUUUUCGAUCCCAACGAUGUAUUUUUCGUCCGUUGCCCGACGUUGCGUAAGUGUUGAAAAUUCGAGAAGCUUUGCCAAAAGUCGUUUUCAAGCUCCCACGGGAGACGAUCCGGGCGGCCCGAUGGUUCUGAAUGCGACAGAAGUCCUCGCACUCUUGAAAUACAGGGACAACGGCCGGCGACAGUGGUGCAUGCUCACGUGGGUUGUUAUUAUAUAUGUCGAAACGUUUCUGAGCAGUUCUAGGGUUCACUUAAGGGUACUGACGCAACUAAAGCGGUCACUAGAAAUCCCCAGAAACGUCCGUUUCGGGUUACCAAUGUCCGAGUUGUUAUGAGCAUUUUUUUCUGAAGAUUUCGACUCUUAAAUUGAUGCGGAACAUGGAAAUCUAGACUAUAACGGUAAAAAAUGCGAAAAAUUUGGAAAAAGGCUGCUUUUUAAUUUUUUUCAAAUCAAAAUGCAUCAAUAAAAUAGGAAGAGCUGGACAGGUUCUUCAAGAAAAUUUUCCAAUUUUGCUCUUUUUUGAGCUUUUCAGGACAUUUUUCUAUCAUUUCCAAGCAAAAAAUGACCAGGUUUUUCACAGAAACUGGAAGAAAAUAGUUGAAAAAAAAAAUUUUCAAAAAAAGCCUUCAAAAGGAAUGAAUCGAUAAUCAUAGCAAAGAUAGAUAGGCUCAAAAUAGAUGUUUUUUUUUUCAAUCUGGCGCCUUUCUGAGCUUCUUGAGAGCUUUUUUUUAUCAUUUCCAAGCUAAAAGUUACCAGGUUUAUCACAGAAAGUAGAAGAAAAUAGUUGAUAAAAGACCUUAUUUUUCAAAAAAUCCCUAGGCAUUUAUCUAUUGCUUGAAAUCACCAGGGUUUUUCACAGAAAAAAAUGAGGAAAAUAUUUUUUUUUAUAUUUUUCUGUAUGUUUCAGCUUGUUUUACGCUCAUCAAUGUCCCUUUUCGCGCGAUAUCGCGCCUCAUUUCAACGCGUUGGCCGCCCUUUUUCCGGACAUUCUUCCCGUUGCGAUCGAUGCCACACAGUUCAGCAAGUAGGAUUUUUUAUAAUAUUUGGGCGGGGCUAGCCUUGCGACGCGGUCGGAGUUUUGUCAUUUUUUUCGAAAAUUUUGGUCCUUGAAUUUUUCGCAUGGUUUGUAAGUCAGGGGGUUUAGAAAUGGUUCAAUUAUCAAAUAUUAUGGUUAAAAAAAGGUUCCUUUAUCAAUAUUUUUCGGUGGUAUGAAAAAAAUUUUCCCGACUUUUUUCCCCUAUAUUUUUCCGUUUAUAAAACAUCUAUAAAAAUUUUUUUUUCCUUUUUCUUUGUGUUUUAUUCAUGAAUGAAUGUCUUCUUUACAUAGAAAUAUUUAAAAAAAGAAGAUUUUAUCGAGAAAACAAGUCGGAAAAAAUUUCGUCGGAAAGGUGGCCUUCGGAAAGUUCCCUAGUGAUAUGAAAAAAUUGGAAAAGUCGCCGUUUGAAUUUUCGCUGUUGUUUUUUUCAUACCACCUAUUUUUCAAUUUUUUUUACUCCAGAACGAGAGAAAAAUGCAUUUUUAACAUGGCCAGCCCCGCGUAGCUUUUGGAUUUUCAUCCCUUCAACCCUCAAAUUCCAUUUUUUGAGACUAAAUUUCCGGUACGGCGUGACCGGAACCCCGACGGUUCUCCUGUGGCAUGCCGGCGUUGCGGUCGCCAGAAUGCAGGGCACUUCCCACGACCUCGCCGGCUUAUCCGUAAGAAUCCCCCCGUUCUUCUAAAAAUACCAUUCGAAUCCCAGGAGUUUAUCGUCGCCAGAACGGACCAACUCCCCCGAUUCAGCCCAAAAACGACGAACAUAACGAUACCCGAUGGCUGGGACGUCCUCGUUAUCGACAUGGACAAUAAGAAUGCCUACGAUUUGGAACACACCCUCGUCUGCUUCGCUGUCACUCUUCUGUGUAAGCUUCAACCCUUUUUCCAUUGAAGAAGUGAGAAAUUUCAGAGGGGUCAGUGGUUGAGAAUCGGACUCCUGUUGAGAAGAUUUUGAGGGGUUCCUAUAGGGUUUUAUUGUUCUAGGGAUUUCUAUAAAGUGCCCCUCCAGGGUUAUAUCUUCCAGUAGCCCUUUUAGUGGUUCAGAGUCGAGCCCCUACUGGGGAGAUUUCGAGGGGUCCCUGUAGAGUUUUCUCGUUCUAGAGACCUCUAUAGAGGUAAAUUUGACGACUUCUGUAGGGAUAUAGGGUUUGACCCCUACUGAGAAGAUUUUAAGGGGUCCCUAUAGGGUUUUGCUGUUCUAGGAAUCCCUAUAUGGGAAAAUUCAAAGGCCCCUGUAGGGGUUUAAGGACGGAACCUCUAUUGAAAAAAAUUUGAGUGGUCCCUAUAGGGUUUUGUUAACUGCGGAUGCCUUGAAGAGACAAUUUGACGAGCUUUGUAGAUAACCUCACUGAGGAAUUCUUGAAGGGCCCCUAAAAUGUUUUCUUGAUUUAGGAACCCCUAUAGAGAGGAAAUUUGAAAGCACCUUUAGGGGCAAAAAAGGGGUUCAGGGUCGGGACCCUACUGAGAAUUUUUGAAGGGUUCCGAUUGGGUUUUGUUGGUUCAGGAGCCUUUAUAGAGGGGAAAUUUGACGGCAUCUUUAGGAGAGGAAAAAAGAGAGGGUGCAGGCUCUGCCUCACUACUGAGUAAUUUUCGAGGGGUCCCUUUAGGGUUUUGUAGUUCUGGGGACACCUAGAAAAGGCUAUUCGACAGCCUCUCUUUAAAGUGAUCACUUUGAGAAAACAUGACUUGAAAGAUCACUUCAAUCUAUUCACUAAAGGAGGCUAUCCGUUCAUCUUGCAGAACGGUGAAUAGAUUUUUCAUGACCUAAAAGUAUUUUUUCAGUGGUUCUGUACACUCUGCGGAAGCAGGUCCUCUACAGCAAGAUCGUCCAGCUCCCAGUCGUGACGUCAUUUGGCGUGCAGAGCUACGAGCGCCUCCUCUACCUGUUCUACCUGCCGCCGCCGCCUCGGAAUGACCCGGUUCCGGAACCUCAGCCGGAACAGCCGCCAAGAGCGCCGAUCCCACCGGCGACGCCUUCGAUCGGACGUCGCCCUUCUUCAGACGGCCCCGAGGAGCUUGACCAGAUGCAGGACCGUCUCGACCCGGACGCCAUCGAAAGAGAUGCCAACGAGGAAUCGUCCAGUUCUGACGAGGACUGA
Molecule: messenger RNA, 3998 nt
Organism: Caenorhabditis auriculariae
Lineage: Eukaryota; Metazoa; Nematoda; Chromadorea; Rhabditida; Rhabditidae
Source: the annotation of a GenBank genome assembly